Saccostrea echinata is the source of this 1396-nucleotide messenger RNA. Its product is annotated as zinc finger protein 239-like. Gene Ontology annotation, biological process: regulation of transcription by RNA polymerase II. Bases 358 to 1116 code for a protein of 252 amino acids. The record is from RefSeq and is a predicted model, not a curated record. The transcript has 2 exons. Gene Ontology annotation, molecular function: DNA-binding transcription factor activity; RNA polymerase II cis-regulatory region sequence-specific DNA binding. Lineage: Eukaryota; Metazoa; Mollusca; Bivalvia; Ostreida; Ostreidae.
GUGUCAUAUGUGUUUAGGUAAUUUUUCUAUAAUUUAUGUAUAAAAAAGCCACCGAUCUUUAAAAAAUAACACGUUCCCUUAAAUAAGAUAUCAGUGUAACAAAUAUUGUAGAAAAUUGUGUGUUUAUGAGAAAGUAUUCAUUGUUUCUGCGUAUACAAGGAAAUUGGUACCUGGGUGCUGUGUUUUGAGGUCAUACUUUUGGACCCUAGGGUGCAACCUCUAUUAAUCCUUUAACAAAAAAUAAAUUACAGAAAGGUUACAGUACACAACCAUUGAAAAAUGAAUGUAGAAAAUUUCUGAUGGACUGUUAACGUGACCUGGUUAGAGUGAGUACAAAUUUUGCCAUAUGUUUCUGAGAUGGAAAAUGCAGUCCUUUUAUCCAGAUCACACACUGAAAGUGAUGCUGAAAAGUUCAACAACACUAAUUCAAAUGACAAUCAAACAAAGUAUUUAGAAAGAGACAUCAGUAUUCAAAUAAUUGAAAAAUCGGGUUUAAAUAAACACGUGAAGACACAUACUGGUGGUGUACCAUUUGAGUGCGAUGUGUGUGGGAAGUUAUUCAGCCGAUUAGGUAACUUACAGGUCCACAUUAGGAUACAUACAGGUGAAAAACCUUAUGAAUGUGAUGUGUGUGACAAGGCAUUCUCUGAAUUCAGUAAACUACAGUCUCAUGUGAGGACCCAUACAGGGGAUAAACCUUAUAAAUGUCAUGUAUGUGAGAAGGCAUUUAUCCAGUCAGGAACCUUACACAGACACAUAAGGAUACAUACUGAUGAAAAACCUUAUAAAUGUGAUGUAUGUGGAAAGGCUUUUAACCAUUCAGGACACUUACAAAGUCACAUGAGGACACAUACAGGGGAUAGACCAUAUAAAUGUGAUAUAUGUGGAAAUUCGUUCAACCAAUCAGGUACUUUACAGAGGCACAGGAGGACACAUACAGGUGAUAAACCCUACAAGUGUGAUGUAUGUGGAAAGGCAUUCAACCGCUCAAGUACCUUGUACACACACAUUCAGAUCCAUACAGGUGAUAAACCUUAUAAAUGUUAUGUGUGUGGAAAAGGUUUCAGCCAGUCUGGAACUUUGCAGAGACACAUGAGGAAACAUACAGGUGAUUAACAUUAUAGAUGUGAUGUAUGUGGGAACACAUUGAUUCAACCAAUCAGGAGUAUUUAAUAUAGACACGUGAGGAGGCAUACAAGUAAUAAUUAAUCCUUAAGAAUGUGAUAUUCUGGUAAAAGACAGGUUAAAAGCAACUUUUGAGGACACACAGAUGUGGAAAAAACAUGUAAACAUAUUGUUUUGACAUAUUUUUAAUUCAAAUAUUAUAUUUUGUGAAACCUUUCAAGUAAAAAGAGGCAUUAAGUCAGUAAUAAAGCCUACCAUACAUGUUUCUAUC